AUGAGGCGACAAAGAGGACCGAUGGUUAUUCUCCCGAUGAUCGACGACAUUCCAUCCCGUCCUGCACACUUCUCGAUGCUACAAAAUUACCAGUUCUAUAUCUUUCCAUCCAGGCGGGAUAUCGUAUCAAUAGCGAAGGGACCUCGAACCCUCCAGUUUUCAAAUCUAAAUUUUACUGAGCCCCUGGCGAUUCCGAGUCAGAUGACCGUACCUGCGUCUCAGCGCAUCCGAAUAGAUUCGUGCUUUCCCUUCACACGAAAGCGGUUGACAUUGACGAGUCUUCAGCUUCAAAUCAUCGUGGACCUGGAGUGGCUGGAGGAGCUGAGAGUCAACUUCCUCGCAAAUCAGUAUUUGAGAAUUAGCGACGUCGAUAUCAAGCGAUGUGGCAGGCGGUUUCAUAAAGAGCAAGCCAGUACUCGCUGUCUUGAUAUUUAUUCUCCUCUCCACCGUUCAAAAAAUUGGGAAAGAGGGGGCGGGAUCUGGAUGGCUGUCAUGGAAGUGGCUAGAUGUCGUUGCGCAAUGCGGGGCCCCAGCAAAAUUUCUCGCCAAGGGAAGAAGCAAGCAUGGAGGGGAUUGACAUCUCUCCUUGCUCAACCUUUGGUUAAUGAUUGGUGGUUCUACCUUCAUGACGUCGGAGCCGUGGUCGUAGAGUUGACCACGGCCACAAGGGCGCAAAUCCCAGACUGGGAUCCUUGCAUGAAGAGCAUUUUCACAUUCCGCGUAUCAGGCAACGCAGAGCAUGGUCAUCUACCAAUGGAACACUCAAACAAGGCUUCCCGACUUCACACCCGACUCAGAAAUCAGGCGCUUCGCAUCUUGGAGCCCUCAAGGCGCCUUCUUGUCCUCCCGGCUGAGAUCAGACUCCGAAUCUACGAAUAUGUGUUCUGGGGCAUGACGAUGAAUGUAUUUAGAAUGCUAUCCAACUGCACUCGCGCACAUGCUCGUCCGCUUCCGAUGGGUCAUCAAAUUCGUCAAGUUCUGGAGAAAGUUGGAACCCCGGAUGAGAAAUCGCUUCACACGCGUCAAGAUCCCCGUCAGAAACAUGCAGGAAAUCUUCUGGAUUCCUAUCACGACUCAAUCUACAUGUCCCGGUACUUACGGGAAGAGGAGCAGCAUGAUGUAGAGGCCCUCGAGGAGAUUAGGAUACUACUCGAUACCAUAGUAUGCGUGGACAUUAUUGAUAUUCUGGACCUGGACGGCGCUCAAAUCGCACGCACGUUAAACACAAUGGAAGGGUCGGAGCUGGAACCUCAAGCUCGGAAGUGGUGUACGGGUUUGAGGCCUCGCAGAUUAAAGGAGAAACCGAGAUCCUGGGACCCUGAAUCGGACUGGCGGAGCGAAGUUAAGGAGUUUUCGAGUUGUGAAGAGGCGAAAAUACACUCUUCUCCUUUCCCUACAGACCCCCCUGGUCAUUGGAAUUAA
Molecule: messenger RNA, 1422 nt
Organism: Lindgomyces ingoldianus
Lineage: Eukaryota; Fungi; Ascomycota; Dothideomycetes; Pleosporales; Lindgomycetaceae
Exons: 11
Coding region: 1-1422 (473 amino acids)
Source: RefSeq, a predicted model, not a curated record